UCUCCCCGCCGCCUGGUGCCGGGGACUCGACAGCCAAUGGGCGGCUGGCGUCCCCUCAGCCUCCGUGUCAUCCGCACAGCGAGGACGCAGUUGCUGCGGACGCGCGGCCGACGUCGGCCGCUCUCAAUCGGAUACUCUCCCCGCCCGCUUCUCUUCCAGCCUGACGUCCCCGCCGCCGCGGCUCCCCCCCGCCGUGCCCAGGUUGCGUCUGAGGGCUCACUUUCUGCUUACGGAUCCAGUAUGACGACCGUUACAUCACUUUGACCCGAAGACCACUAAAAACAAAACGCCGAAGGAGGGAGGAGGAGGGGCAAGGGGCUGAGGAGCCAAAGCCCGGUCGCCAUGGAGACGCUGUGCGUGUUGAUGGCGCUGUGGGUCGCCGCCCAGGUGGGCACGGCCCCCGCCACGGGGCUGAGGCCGGCGCGAAAGACUUUGGCGGGACACAAGAUGCCGACAGGCUUGACGGGGCAGGACGCCAACGGGGUGCCGCUCAGGCGCUCCAAGCGAGGAUGGAUGUGGAACCAGUUCUUCCUGCUGGAGGAAUACACCGGCAACGACAUGCAGUAUGUUGGGAAGCUCCACUCGGAUUCGGACCGCGAGGACGGCAGCGUGCGCUACGUGCUGACGGGCGACGGCGCCGGGACGCUGUUCAAGAUCGACGAGAAGUCAGGCGACAUCCACGCCACCAAGCGCCUGGACCGCGAGGAGAAGGCCUACUACGUGCUCCACGCCAAGGCCGUCAACCGUUUCACCAACGAGGCCCUGGAGGGCGAGUCCGACUUCAUCAUCAAGAUUCACGACAUCAACGACAAUGAGCCGCGCUUCACCAAAGACCCCUACAUCGCCAGGGUGCCCGAGAUGGCCGACAUCGGCACUCCCGUCAUCCAGGUGACGGCGCUGGACGCUGACGAUGCCACCUACGGGAACAGCGCCAAGGUGGUCUACAGCAUCCUGGAGGGGCAGCCCUACUUCUCGGUGGACCCCGAAACCGGCAUGAUCAAGACGGCACUGCCGGGCAUGGACCGAGAGGUCAAGGACAAGUACCAAGUGGUGAUCCAGGCGAAGGACAUGGCCGGACAGAUGGGGGGUCUCUCUGGGACCACCACGGUCAGCAUCACCCUGGCAGACGUCAACGACAACCCGCCGCGCUUCACCAAGACUCUCUAUGAGUUCAAGGUGCCCGAGUCCACCGCGUUAGGCUCGGCGGUGGGCGUGAUCCACGCCGUGGACAAAGACAUCGGCGAAAACGCCGAGUUGGACUACAGGAUCAUCGGGAGCGACGGGCCCGGGAUGUUUGACAUCGUGACCAAUCGCAGCACGCAGGAGGGCGUCAUGGUGCUCAGGAAGCCGCUGGACUUUGAGCGCAAACGUCAAUUCAGCCUGCGCGUCCAGGUGGAGAACCUCCACGUCAACCCUCGCUUCUUCUCCAUGGGCCCCUUCCGAGACGAAGCGUCCAUCAAGGUGACGGUGGAGGACGUGGACGAGCCGCCCGUGUUCGAGCGCACCAGCUACAUCAUGGAGGUACGGGAGGAUACGGCCCCCAAAACCGUCAUCGGUACCGUCAGCGCCUCCGACCCGGACGUCAAGCGGAGUCCUGUCAGGUACUCAAUCGACCGGCGCACCGACAUGGACCGCGUGUUCGACGUGCACGCCAUCAACGGCUCCGUGUUCCUCCUGCGGGAGCUGGACCGCGAGGAGAACGCGUGGCACAACAUCUCAGUCGUUGCCUCCGAAUUCAACAACAUGCACCAGAUGAGCCGCGUGGUCGUCUACAUCAGGGUGCUCGAUGUCAACGAUAACGCGCCGACCUUCGCCACCAACUACGAGACAUUCGUGUGCGAAAACGCCAAAGCUAAUCAGAGAAUCCAGACGGUGAGCGCCACGGAUCCAGACGAGCCGGUAGGAGGACAUCGCUUCUUCUUCAGUCUGGCCCAGGAGGCUAGCGGCAAGGCCAACUUCUCUGUCCGCGACAACAAAGACAACACGGCGUGGAUCCUGACGCGGAGGAACAGCUACAGCAGCCUCCUGAAGAGCGUCUACCAUGUGCCUGUGGUCAUCUCAGACAGCGGGAACCCCAUUCAGAGCAGCACCAGCACGCUGACGGUCCGCGUGUGCACGUGCGAUCGCGAAGGCAAUAUGAAGCUGUGCAACGCCGAGGCGCUCACAGCCAGGGCCGGGCUCAGCACCGGGGCGCUGGUGGCCAUCUUGCUCUGCGUCAUGAUCCUGCUCAUGAUCGUGGUUCUGUUCGCCGCCUUGAGGAGGCAACGCAAGAAGGAGCCUCUGAUCAUCUCCAAGGAGGACGUGCGGGACAACGUGGUCAGCUACAACGACGAGGGCGGCGGCGAGGAGGACACGCAGGCCUUCGACAUCGGCACGCUGCGCAACCCGGAGGCCAUCGAGGACGGCAAACAGAGGCGGGAUAUCGUGCCCGAGGCCUACUACCCGCCCGUCCGCCGGCCCGCGCCCCACUCGGCGCGGGACAACAACGGCGACGUGCGGGACUUCAUCAACCAGAAGAUCCAGGACAACGACUGCGACCCGACGGCGCCGCCUUACGACUCGCUGGCCACGUACGCCUACGAGGGCAGCGGCUCGGUGGCCGAGUCGCUCAGCUCGCUGGAGUCGGCCACCACGGAGGGCGAGCAAGACUACAACUACCUGAGCGAGUGGGGGCCGCGCUUUAAGAAACUGGCCGACAUGUACGGCGCCGACGAAAGCGACCGGGAUUCGUAACGAUGUCUCGCCGCGUUGGCUGGCGAAAGGACAUUCGAAGAACCCUUUUGAGUGGAAGUAGGCCUCGUGUGUCCCGUCAGCUGUUAGGGCAAGGGGUGUCCAAACUGCGGGGCCAUUCUGCAGCAGCAUAUCCUCCAAAAAUGCUUUCAUCACAGCUCAUGACACUAUUUCACAAAAGAAAAAUAACAAAUUGGUUUUCGAUAGAGCAGGGGUGACUGAACCACGGCCCAUGUCCAUUUUUUUGUUUGUUUUUUUACCAGGACAUAACAACAAAUAUUUGAUACAACCGGUCAAAAAAGAAAAAGGAUGGGGGUCGCAACACACCUUAAAAUUAUUACACAAAACAAAACCUCAAUAAUAGCAGAUGAAUUGAAAUAACUGAUAGGUAUUACAGAACAAAUAAUUUUUUUUAGAUGAUUUGUUUUCGAAAAAAAACAUGUAAACUCCUUUUUUUGUUUAUUACACCUUUAUUACGACAAAAAUUAAGACAACCCUUCUCAACACGUGUUACAAUUAAUAAAUUUCACGUUGAAAAUAAAUACAGCGAUGUAAAUCCCGAUUGCAGAAAUGCACGCUCGUUGCCAUGACUAUCAUUCUUUUUCGCCUUUCAUUUCGAAGACAAAGACGAAGAACGGUAGUCGUGGCAACUAGCCGACGCAUCCCCAACAAGAAUUUACGGCACCAAAAGGCGC
Molecule: messenger RNA, 3425 nt
Organism: Hippocampus comes (tiger tail seahorse)
Lineage: Eukaryota; Metazoa; Chordata; Actinopteri; Syngnathiformes; Syngnathidae
Product: cadherin-6-like
Exons: 12
Coding region: 343-2733 (796 amino acids)
Biological process (GO): cell-cell adhesion mediated by cadherin; cell-cell junction assembly; cell migration
Cellular component (GO): catenin complex; adherens junction; plasma membrane
Molecular function (GO): beta-catenin binding; cadherin binding; calcium ion binding
Source: RefSeq, a predicted model, not a curated record